AUGGGCAGCUCUUUGUCUACUCCCCAACAGAAAUUUUUAAAAGACUUAAAAUUUCUCCUCUCCUCCAACAAAUUGGAAGUUCCGGAGGGUGAUUUAAUACAGCUCAUUCUGGCCAUCGAAGAGCAUUCCCCCUGGUUUCCUGCAGAUGGGACUUGGGAAUUAAAACUUUGGGACAAGAUCGGGGAACAUUUUCAUGGGCACCCCAGCAUAGGUGUUCGGAUUCUAAAUGCAUGGUGCAAGGUUCGUUACGCCAUGGGCUCUUUAUCACCAAAAAAUAUCUCCAUGGCUGCAUUGCCAACACAACCUCCAGCUUCUUUAAUUCAGCCUGCUGUGCUGCCAUCUGUUCCAAUACCUGCUUUGCCAGCAGCUCCAGACCCCAAACCUCCGGACUACAGUUCCUCACCAGAGGACCCAAUCCUGCAAAAAUACCGUGGUCUGGCUGGCAAUGAUCCUGCUCUUUCAGCGGCAGAACCAGAACCAGAACCUUUUCAACGUGCAGUCCUUGCCUGUUCCUUAAUUCAGGAUACUAUGGCAUUCCCUGUUAUUGUGCCCCCUGCUGGUGCCCCGGCAGGCACCCAAGCCCAACACCAACCUUUUGACUUUAAGAUUUUGAAAGAGCUGCAACAGUCAGUAAAGGCCAAUGGACUCCAAGCCCCAUAUACGCAGGCGCUUUUAGAAGCCACAUUAGCCCAGCUCUUGGUUCCAGAGGACAUCAAGCUUUUGGCCCAUACAGUGUUACCCCCAUCAGCUGGUGUUUUGUUUGCCCACGAAUGGGAAACUGCCUGCCGUGCUUAUGCUCCAGCCUUGUUACAACAAGUCAGAGGAAAUAAUCCAAAUGUUACCCUCGCAGACGUCACAGAUGCCAUGAUGGGGCGUGGUCCCUUCGCUCAAGCUUCAGUGCAAGCCACACUGCUGCAAAUCUUAUUGAGGGACACUGCUCUUGCUGCUAAACAAGCAAUGAGAAAAAUCCCAGAACCCACCAGUAUUCAGUCAAGGUGGGGUUCGAUCAGGCCAGAGGCAAGAGAAUCAUAUUCUUCCUUUAUGGACAGGCUGCUUACAGCAGUGAGUCGCCAAAUUGAAAAUCCUGAAGCCAAACAAAUAAUUAUCAAACAAUUGGCCUUUGAAAAUGCCAAUGAGGAUUGUAAACUUGCGUUACGACCGAUAAUACACAAUCCUGACACAGACACAGCAGCCAUGCUUCGCAUUUGUCAGUCUGUCGGUACAGCCAGCCACAAGGCUUAUCUGCUGGCAGCAGCGCUAAAUGAAAACCAGCCUGUAGCCACCGAUACAACUUGUUUCCAGUGUGGCAAACCAGGAUCACCGAUACCCCAGUGGGGGUGGAACAGUGGCCUCUACCAAAAGAAAAAUCCGCAGCAAGCGGCACCAGCUUAG
This is a messenger RNA of Podarcis lilfordi (Lilford's wall lizard), 1392 nucleotides long. The record is from the annotation of a GenBank genome assembly. Lineage: Eukaryota; Metazoa; Chordata; Lepidosauria; Squamata; Lacertidae.